This is a messenger RNA of Hordeum vulgare subsp. vulgare (domesticated barley), 917 nucleotides long. RefSeq lists its product as uncharacterized. The record is from RefSeq and is a predicted model, not a curated record. Lineage: Eukaryota; Viridiplantae; Streptophyta; Magnoliopsida; Poales; Poaceae. The coding region runs from base 157 to 606 and encodes 149 amino acids. The transcript has a single exon.
GGCUGUCACCACCAGGGCGCCAUUGGCAGUGCUCAUCUCAUUCUAGCCCUCUCUCUGUCUCUCUCUUUCCCCAGCUCUGCUCACGCACCCAAAGCAAAGCCACAACUUCACAAGCCAGCGCACGGCAAGCAUCACAGAGACGAGAGACGAGUGAAAAUGGGCAACGCUCUGCCGUGCUUGGUCGACCAGGGCGUGAAGGCUCUGCCGGCGGCGGCGAAACCCAGGCGGAGGAUGUACUCGCUCAAGCUUCUCAUGAAGGUCCUCCACAGAAUGAAGAUGACGCCGUGCGGCGGCAAGAUUGGCGGCAAGUCCUCGCCGGAGUCUGGAGUAGGUGGAGCGGGUGGUGUGAAGAGCAUCAAGGCCAGCCACGGCAAGGCUUCCCCGAGACGAGCGGCUGUUGGUGGUGGUGGCCAGAGGAAGGGCGUCGUCAGGGUGAAGGUGCUCCUGAGCAAGGAGGAGGCGGCGCGGCUGCUGUCGCUGACCGUGGGAGGCCAGAAGACGGCGGCGCAGAUCGUGGCCGAGAUCAAGAGGAUGGAGGCCCGCCGUGCCGCCGCCAAUGCCGGGUGGCGGCCCGCGCUGGAAAGCAUCCCGGAGGAGUCGUCGUAGAUGCACCGUGCAUGUUGUGUACUAGGAUCGUGCCGUGUUGGAGACUUGGAGCCGAGAGAGGGAGGAGGGAGAUUUGGGUUGAGAGGCGAGCAAGUUACAAUUGUAAUUAAGCUCCCCCUCCCAUGCACAUCCAUGAUGCUGGACCUGGAGCUGGACUUGCUGCCCCUGGUGUGUAUACUGUGUAGUAUAGCAGCUUCCCUUUUUUGAAGCUUCACUCUCUUCUGUUCCUCCUGCUGUUCACCUCGCUUGUCGCUUGUACUCUCCAAACGAAAGAAAUGCAACGACGUCUUGCCUUCUUCUUCAUACAUCAA